AUGACGGCCCGUUUGGUUUUGGUCAUUGGUGAUCUGUUCAUCCCUGACCGAGCUCCUGAUCUUCCAGCCAAGUUCCGCAAGCUCCUGACCCCCGGCAAGAUCGGCCAGACCCUUUGUCUGGGCAACUUGACUGAUCGCGAGACCUAUGAUUUCCUCCGCGAGGUAGCCCCGGACCUGCAGAUGGUCAAGGGCGAUUACGAUGUCGACUCUCCCAAUCUCCCCCUCUCUAGGAUCGUAAAUCAUGGCAGUAUACGGAUUGGUUUCACCCAUGGCCACACCAUCGUGCCACCCGCAGACGCCGACGCACUGCUCAUCGCGGCCCGCCAAAUGGAUGUCGAUGUCCUGCUGUGGGGCGGUACCCACCGCUUUGAGGCAUUCGAGAUGGAGGGUCGGUUCUUUAUCAACCCGGGAAGCGCAACGGGUGCUAUGAGCUCAGGCUUCUGGCCAGACGGCGAGGAGCCUACACCGAGUUUCUGCCUGAUGGAUGUGAGUUGCCGUGACAGAUUGGAGGAUUGUGUACCUGCUGACCCUGAACAGAUCCAAGGUGAUGUCCUUGUGUUGUAUGUCUAUCAGCUGAAGACCGAUGCCAAUGGGGUGGAAAAUGUGGCUGUUGAGAAGGUCUCCUUCCGCAAGAACCAUCCCCCGGCUUCGUGA
Penicillium egyptiacum is the source of this 654-nucleotide messenger RNA. Lineage: Eukaryota; Fungi; Ascomycota; Eurotiomycetes; Eurotiales; Aspergillaceae. The record is from the annotation of a GenBank genome assembly.